Cucumis melo (muskmelon) is the source of this 3276-nucleotide messenger RNA. RefSeq names its product DEAD-box ATP-dependent RNA helicase 41. Bases 514 to 2112 code for a protein of 532 amino acids. Lineage: Eukaryota; Viridiplantae; Streptophyta; Magnoliopsida; Cucurbitales; Cucurbitaceae. The transcript is spliced from 2 exons. Gene Ontology annotation, molecular function: RNA binding; RNA helicase activity; ATP binding. The record is from RefSeq and is a predicted model, not a curated record.
UCGGAAAAUAAUUGGGAAAGGAUCGAGGGCAUUUGGGAAGGACUAUGUUAGCCCUUCCCCCAUAAUCUUUUCCCUCUCUCAAACACACUUCUAUGAUCUGGGGUUUCUUCCUUUUCUCAUGUCUCCAGGUGCAGCACCGUCUUCUUCUUCCGCUUCCUCUUCUUCCCGUCUUCACGCAUGCGAGCUCCUUCUCUCUGACUUACUCUUCUUCUCCAACACAAUUGUCUCCUACUUCUUCUUUGUCGGAGUGAGAGGAGGGUGAGACCGAGAGAGCAAGAGCACAAAAAGCGAGCCCGUGAGAUGAAAAGAUCUUGAAUAAUUUUAAGAGAGCGAGAGCAUAGAGAGCGAAACUAUAAGAUGGGAAACACUAAAGAGACGAAUCAGAGCCAGACUUAGGCGAGAACGAAUUAACAGCUUAACUCUUUAAAUUUGUGCGGAGUUGUUUAUUUAUUUAUUUGGCAGGAACUAAUAUGAAUACUUGACCCCGAGCAUAAAAAUAUUGAAUUCAUAGUCAUGGAUAAUGGAAACAAGGACUGUGUGCCCGAAGCACUCUCAAAAUCGGCAGAUGAUGAUUCUGGAGAAUCUGCUGUUAAAGUGAAAUGUAACGAGCAGAGAGAGGCUUUUCCUGGAGAACCUAAAUGUGUUGUAUGUGGUCGUUAUGGUGAAUACAUAUGUGAUGAGACAGAUGAUGAUGUUUGCAGCAUGGAAUGUAAACAAUCAGUUCUAUGCAAAGUGGCAAAUUCAAUGGCUCCAGAUAAGCCGCCAUCUAAAAGACUUCCUGCAGCGGAUGAGUGCUUUUAUGUUAAGGAAUCUAAUUAUUCGGGUUCUUCUUUGACUUGUGAGCAGACUGAGAUGCUUAGGAAAAAACUUGGAAUCAGUAUAAAGGGAGACUUAGAUUGUGCUCCUAUAUUGUCAUUUUCUUUUGGUGACCUCCCUGAGAAGCUCCUCCAGAAUCUAGAGACUGCAGGCUAUGAGAUGCCCACACCUGUUCAGAUGCAAGCUAUACCAGCUGCUUGUUUGGGUAAAAAUCUGCUUGUUUCAGCUGAGACUGGCUCUGGAAAGACCAUGUCCUAUCUGGUCCCAAUAGUUUCCUACUGUACACGUGCUCGUCUUGAGUGUUUUCGUGGUGAAAAAAAGCCACUAGCUAUGGUUCUUACACCUACUAGGGAGCUUUGCAUUCAAGUUGAACAACAAGCGAAGUUGCUUGGAAAAGGCAUGCCAUUUAAAACUGCCCUUGUUGUUGGUGGCGAUGCCCUAGCUGGACAGCUCCACCGUAUCCAGCAAGGAGUUGAGCUGAUUGUUGCUACUCCUGGCAGGUUGGUUGAUCUUUUGACAAAGCAUGAUAUUGAACUUGAUGAAAUGAGGACUUUUGUUCUGGAUGAAGUGGAUUGCUUGCUCCAAAAAGGCUUUCGUGAUCAGGUAUUACAGAUUUUCAGGGCUCUUUCAGGACCACAAAUCUUAAUGUAUACAGCAACUACCUCUCCAGAAGUAGAGAAGAUGGCAAAAUCUAUGGGAGAUGGCACCGUUAUCAUGUCUACUAGCAUGUCAAAUAAACCAACUAAGGCUUUGAAGCAGGUUGUUAUCUGGGUAGAAUCAAAGAAUAAGAAACAAAAGCUUUUUGACAUAUUAACAAGUAAGCAACAUUUUAUGCCCCCUCUUGUGGUAUAUGUAGGCUCAAGGCUUGGAGCCGAUCUCCUUUCUAAUGCAAUUACUGUUACCACUGGGAUAAAAGCAUUGUCAAUCCACGGGCACAAGUCCAUGAAGGAGAGACGAGAAGCCAUGAAAUCAUUUAUCAUGGGAGAAGUUCAAGUGAUGGUGGCUACUGGGAUUUUGGGUCGAGGGAUGGAUCUUUUGUGUGUGAGGCAAGUGAUUAUAUUUGACAUGCCAAAUUCAAUCAAGGAGUAUGUACACCAGAUUGGGCGGGCAUCUAGACUUGGAGGGGAGGGCAAAGCCAUAGUGUUUGUUAAUGGGGAAAAUAAGAAUUUAUUUCAAGAUUUAGUGGAGACUUUAAAGUCUUCUGGAGCACCUAUACCUCGAGAACUUUUGAAUUCACAUCAUACAGCAAAUUCUUCGUACAGGGCUAAAAACCAGAAGAAACGGAAGUAUUCUUAGACAUAAAUCUGUGGAAGAUUUACUAUAUCAACUUUAACGAAUUUACUAUCAGUCUUAUUUAACCCGUGAAGGCACUGGAGUUUCGAUAUCAGUCCUUUUGGUCUGCUGGCAGAAUGAGGUGCUUGGUAUUUGAAGCUUACUAAGGAUCUAGCUUCUGAAGGUAAACAAUGCCCUAAUCUUAGAGUAAUUUAGAGUAAUGUUGAAAUUGUUAAAGUACUUUUUUAAAGUUAAAUAUGUUUUUGGUCACCCAAAAUUAAUUUAAUAUUUAACUUUGUGGUUUUGAUUAAUCAAAAGCCUGUUUUGAUAUGAUUUUGAAAUCGGCAAAGGUGUUUAACAAUUUUAAAGUCACUCCUAGACAUUCUAAAUUUCGAACUUCAAGUAGGUGUAAUGUAUGAGCAAGUAUUACUGAGAAAAGAAUUAACAGUUUUUGUUCUUCCACAACUAAGAAGGGGCCUGCGCCAACCCUGGUACGCUUCAAAAGUCUGAAUGAGAUGUAUGCAUGUUUUUGAAGCUGGGUGAGAUGGAUGCAUGUUUCAACUUGGGGAGGUGAUCAAAGCGACUGUGAAUAUAUCUUACUUUUUGGAAUGAUUGAACCCACGCUGAGAAAUUUGUAAUACUAUGAUGGUAUAAAAUUCAUAUUUGCCAUGAAAGAAGCACAUAAAUAUGACAUGUCAAGUGUUGAAUUGGAGGAGUAUGAAACAUGAGACAUGUCAAGUGUUGAAUUGGAUGAGUAUGUAACAGUAAUUUUCGGAACAACCUGACCUUGCCAUAUCAUUAACAUUUACAAUGCAAGUUUGUGGAAUCCGAAAAAUUGGUGAAUGUUGGAAGCUGAAAGGAGGGUGUUCUCCAAAUGGUAGAUGCUCGAGGCAAGGGAUGACGAGCAAACGUAUUGAAAAAGCGACUUGAAUCAAAUUAUGGAUACGAAGCUUUGCAUCUGGUAGAUUGUGAAAGUGUGUGUGAAGGCCGAUGAAUGCUUCCAGUGUCUGCAUAAAUGUACCUAAAUAUUUCGGUUGAGUAUCCAGUAGUACUCAUCUUCGAUUCUUUACCCAAUGAGAGGAACCUUCUAAAAUAAUUGUAAGAAAAUAAGUUAUUAUUAUUAAUUGGAAAAUUUUCAUAUGUAUGAUACAUGUAAUAAAGGCUAUAAAAUUAAUUAUUUUUUAAAUA